AUGACAUCCUUAGAUCAAUUUGUUGGAAAUAUUCGACAAUUAUCAAUAGAUGGUAAAUUUAGUGAUUUAGCACAAACAUUAACAAAUCCAAAUAUUGAUCAUCUUAGUAAAAAUAUUCAACAUAUUGAUUCAAUUAUUGCUACUUUUACUUUACCUGAACAUUCAAUGUGUAUGUUAGCUGGUUUACAUGCAAUUACAAAAGCACCAAAUAUACCUGAUUUUGAUUUAUUUUUUACACAAGUUGAUACAUUUAUUCAAACAUGUUCAGCUGAACAAGUUCAUUAUUUACCUCAAUAUCUAUGUGAAAUAUGUUAUGUUAUUACAGAACGACUUCGAAAAGAAAAUCGAGCUCGAGUUGGAAUACCAAUUAUUUAUCGAGCUAUUGAAUUACUUCGUCGUGAACCUGGCCAAUUACUUUCUAUACAUUCUGAUCUCUAUCAACUUUGUCUUCUUUGUCAAUGGUUUGAACCAGCAUUAACUUAUCUUGAUAUUGAUAUAAUUGAUAUUAAUCGUGAAAAUGGAAAAUUUGAUGUUAAACAUCUUUUACUUGCUUAUUAUUAUGGUGGAAUGAUUUAUGCUUGUAUAAAACAAUUUGAUCGUGCUGCAAAUUUUUUUGAGAAUGUUAUUACUGUACCAGCUACAGCAACAUCAGCUAUUGUUAUAGAAGCUUAUAAAAAAUAUGUUCUAGUUAAAUUAAUAUCUGGUUCAAUAUCAAAUAAUCAACUACCAACAUAUACAAGUCGAACAGUUCAACAAGCAAUAAAAAGUUUAUGUGGUGCACAAUAUACAGAAUUAUUUUAUAUAUUUAAUAAUGGUACAUUAACACAAUUUGAUGAAUUUGUUAAUCAUCAUCGAGAACAAUAUGCACGUGAUAGAAAUUUAGGUUUAAUAAAACAAACACGAAAUGCAUUUAUAUGUAAUAGUAUACAACAAUUAACAAAAACAUUUUUAACUGUCUCAUUAAAAGAUCUUGCUAAGGGAACAUUUCAAAAUGUUUGCCGUUCGGCCGGCCACUCUGCCGUUCAGCUGCUCGGACGCUAUGCCGCUCUGUCGCUAUGCCUCUCUGCCGUUCUCAUACCGCUCCGCCGUUCAGCCGCUAUGCCGCACUGCCGUUCUCAUGCCGCGGCAUAACAGCACAACACAUUUUUUUUUAAUUACCUUUUGAUAGAUUAAUUGUAUCCUUUGAUGUAUGUAUACGUAUACAUCAUGUAUAUUGUUCUAUUUCUAUUCAAUAUUCUUUAGCUCUAGACUAUUCAUUUUCUCCAAAAAUAAUGAAUAUUUUAAUUCGUGAUAAGACUUUC
Rotaria sp. Silwood1 is the source of this 1301-nucleotide messenger RNA. The record is from the annotation of a GenBank genome assembly. NCBI's taxonomy places the organism in Eukaryota, Metazoa, Rotifera, Eurotatoria, Philodinida, Philodinidae.